Messenger RNA from Coccomyxa subellipsoidea C-169, 5733 nucleotides. RefSeq lists its product as hypothetical. NCBI's taxonomy places the organism in Eukaryota, Viridiplantae, Chlorophyta, Trebouxiophyceae, Coccomyxaceae. The transcript is spliced from 18 exons. The coding region runs from base 1 to 5733 and encodes 1910 amino acids. The record is from RefSeq and is a predicted model, not a curated record. Gene Ontology annotation, molecular function: phosphatidylinositol binding.
AUGGAACGCGCCUUUCCUGUUCUCAUGAGCCCGGGCGUGGACGCAGUCAGGUCCCAGGAAGCUGUUGGCUUGGAAGCUGUAUCAAGGCUCUGGAUCCAGCAGGGAGCACAGGAUGGGAGUUUGGGCUUCCUUGUGAGCAAAGUCCGCUCACAGCCGCAAGUGUACACUGCGUACCUCAAUUCUGCGCCCAUGCGGAGCAAGGAAGCAACGGCAGAGUUCGAAGCUGCAGUCUUGCCCCUCAAGGGGACAGUCACUUUUGCGGAGCUGCAAGCAGCCAUAGCAAGCAGCAAAGCAUCAGCGGGCAGCGCAGCUUCUGGUACAGAUGCUGCCACAAUAGAGGCCAGAGAUGCUGCACCUCAUGUGGCACCCCCUAAGCAGCCCUCCCCAGCUCGGCAGGACCAGGAAAGUGCAUCAGGGUCAGACACUGACACGGCACAGCCAGCGAGCGCGAGAUUGGGCCAGUUGUGGGAGGCACAAUGGUCACGCCUGCCCAUGGGACAGGCAGCCAGCUCAGCCCCACAUGGAGCAGAUGCAAACAUGGCGGAAACGGAAGGUCCUAUGAAGGCACAUGCACCAGGCAGAAGACACCCCAUGGGCGAUGCUGGGCACAUUAGCGUCAGUAUGAGUGCGCCAGAGGCAGCAAAUGCAGCUCGCCAGCAUGUCAGCCAGCCAGACUCAGUAGCUGUGCGAUUGGAGAUUCAGGAAGCUUCAGAUGGGGGCGGUGCUUUUGUGACUCUUCACCUGGAUACCCGGGGAAGUGACCAAGCUGGCAAGGGCCUUCAGCAGCCCAGCAGGCAGUCCAGGCUUGCACAGCAGUUUGAUCAGGUCAUGCAGAGCCAAGCAUCGGCGGCAGCCCUGUCUGGGAUGCAGUCCCUGGCUGGUCUCUUGAAGGGUCCGAAGUGGACGAGGCAGGGGCCACCAAUUCCCACUGCUGCUCCUUCAAGCCAAGAGGAGAGUGCAGCAGAGGCAGCCCAGGACAAAGAGGGUGCUGACCGGGCGAUUACAUCAUCUCUGGCAUCGGAUGCAGCAGUGCAGGAAGAUGCUCCUGCAAAGCUCGUGGUAGUGCAGAUUUCUGCUUCGGAGGCUGGAGCAGAGCACGAAGCAAUCAUUCAGCCAUGCAGGGUGACACUGCGCAUCCUAGGGGAUGCAAGCACAGCAGCUGCAGUCCCAAUUCCUUCAGCGCCAGGAUCCGCCCCACAUGGCCGCCUGGGAGCAUUCUCAGGCUUGUUCCGCUCAUCGAAGGGCGGCAGCCAAACGCCAGUCACUGACCCGGGCAGCAUAUUGCCAUUGAGGGAAGUGGCCGCAGAGACAACGGAUCCUGAGAUUCCAGCUGCACAGAGCCUCGCAGGCGCAGAUCCCCAAGCGACCAGUACCACUAGUGACACCGCCUUGGCGGGACAGCGUCAGAACCCGGCGUGGGCGGUUGCAGGCGCAUUUGGCUCUCUGUACGGCUUUGUCAGCCACGCGGCAGACUCGGCAGUGAGGCCUGGCCAACAGGCGGGUUCCAAGGAAGCGCAUGCUGCCUCGAGCAACCGGGGCCCCGAGGCCAGCACUAGCAGCAGGGCUUCUGCAAAGCCACAGGGCUCAAGGAGCCCCAGAGCGCUGCCUACACCCUCCAAGCAGGAGGAAGAGGAGGCGGCUGCCGCAGAGGAGCUUGCUGGUGUGGGGCCAGCAGCAGACAUCAUGGGCCCUGGGGAUACGGAUCUGCAGAGGGUGUGCUCUGGCGUGGAGGCUCUGCUCAAGCACGGCCUCAGGCCGGCGACUCCCAGAGACAAAUGGACGCAGUACCUGCCUGGCCGCCGAACUGGUCCCAUGGACAUGCUGCAGGAGGCCCAGAGGCUGGCCACAGUGGAGGAGGGCAAGGGCUGGGGCCUGGAGGGUGUGGAAGCGCUGGCAGGAGGGCAUGGCAGCGAGGCGGCGCUGCAGAUGUGGAUCCGCAGCAGCCUCAAUGAGCGCGCCCUCGGCUCGCGGCUGCGCGCUCUUUGCAGCACACCGACCCUGCUGCAGGCCUGGUACUCCAGGAGCGCUGUGCUGAGGCAGGAGGAAGCUGCUGGGCAGUUGCUGGGCGUGCUGAUGGGCCUGGAUGCUGUCAAAGUACUCCUGCCUGUCGAGACAGACUCGGUAAAACAGCCCACGAGUGGACCUGUGGGAUUCUUGGCCGGCGUGACCAACUUCCUCCCAGGCCGCUACUCCACUGCUGCAGCCAGCCCAAGCGUCAAGGGACCAGCAUUGCCUCCCAUGACCUCCUCUCCAAAGAUGCGAAAGCGCACGCGCGCUGUGACGAUCGACGAGGCACUCCAAGAGCCCCGGCCGAGCGCGGCAGCCGCCGCCGCCGCAGCGGCCGACCGGUCUCCGGCCGCCUCCGAGCUGCUGCCGUCCUCCCUGGGAGCGCUGCUGCUGUCCCCCAUGUCCUCCGCAGACAUCUCAGCGGAGCCCCUCUCCCCCACAACCACCGCAGCAUUCCAGGCGCUGCGAGCGCGCCACCUGGCUGGCGUGAACAUGCAGGCCUCGCCCGAGGACCGGGCCGCAGAGUCAGACCUCCUGGCGCACUUGCUGCAGCAGGCGGGCCUGUCUUCUGAAGCAGCUCUGGCGCCAGAUCUGGCUGGCUUGCACUCGCGGGAUUAUCCGGGGGAGCCGGGGGUUUCGUUGAAUGGCACAGGGGAGGCAGGGGCGUUGGAGGAGCCUCGUCCGGAUCUUGCUGCGUUCCUGGACGACCUGCUGUCGACGCCAGAGGACAGCAUGUUUGCGCCGCAGCUGGGCGGAGAGCCGCUGCAAUUCGCCGGCGACCCCGGCAAGGACCCCCCGCCGUGGCAGCCGCUGAAGCCCCAGUCUCGAGGAAACACCAUUGCCGAGGCCCCAUCAACAUCUCGUGAUGCCGGCCCAGCCGCCGCCGGCAGCCCCUUGCUGGCCGCGCAAGAGGUGGCCUCCUACAACUCAGCAGAGGAGCGCAGGAAGGCCUCCGAAGCGGCUGCGGCGGCCAGCGAGAGAGUGAGGAGCAGGCUGGCCAGGAGGCGGGUGACGACGUCGGACGCCAGCGAACCGCAGACGCCGCCGGCUGCGGAGCCGUGGAGGCAGCAGGAAGACGUGAGCGCACUAUCGACGGCUGGAUCGACAUCCACCAUGCUGGGUGCUAGAUCGCAAGAGGGAGACUUCUACCGGCUUCUGGAUUCCGAGGAGCCGGCACCGCGCCGCAGCUUCCACCUGGACAAGAAUGAGCAGCUGCCACGAAGCUUCAGCAUAGCUGCAAGGGGAGAGCAGCUGCAGGCUUCCAAUGUGACAGAGCAGGAGGCUGCAGAGGCUGUGGAAGCUGUUCUGGAGAGUGAAAUUGCUGCACAGGAAGAAACCCAUCCACAUGACAGAGAUGCUCAGGAUAGCGAUGCAGAUGCUUCACCAAGCACCUCUGUUGAGGCUCCAAAUGCACUGAAGCCGGAGACGCCUCCUGAAGACCUCGUUGAGACGGCGCAUGCUCAUGGGGAGUAUGAGCAGCAGCUGACAGCAGACCCUGUACACCAUGCAUCCGUGCACAAAAUCUUGGAAGAUCAGCCCAGCGAGGAUGAAGCCAUUGCUUCAGCAGCAGAGCAGAACCCAGAGGAUCACACAGCAGCAAUCCCAUCACAUGAGCUCCCCGCUGCAGCACAGCCUGCACUGGCCCGGCAGGAGCCCUCAGCAGAGCUCAGCUACAGCGAUCUCACUUCGCUGCUGAGCACCCCAGAAGGUGAUGCACAGCCUGUGGAGGCUCCCAGCAGCGGUGCAGAAGAGGCCUGGCCAGCAGAACACAGCAGCGCGGAUGACAGCCCUGCACCACUGCCGAAAGCCGACCUUGCACAACUGGCGUUUGGGCAAGCAGGGCCUAGCAAAGUAGGAGGUGAGGCUGCUGAAGACUCAGGGGCAGGGCGGCAGCCGCCAUUGCCUCAGCCAAAUCCCCCUCCAGAGCCACACGGCGGGGAGGCCCAGCCAGCGGAGGGAACCAGGGGAGGAGCCUCCAGUGCAAGCACUGCAGCGGACAAACCCUCUCUGCAACCUGAGCAGGACGUGUCUCCGCCUCACAGCCAGCCAGAGGACACUCAGAAACCAGCAGAGGUGGCGCACUCAGAACCGCUGCAAGACCCGGCCCACCUCACACCACACACCGGUGUGAGGGGCGUUGCUGGCGCAGCCGGCACGGCAGAGCAGACGCCAGGGAGGCAGCCCACCGAGCAGCAGCAGGCGGAGAUAAGGGAAUUUCUGGCGAGCCAGGGGCUGCACAACAUUCUGGACGGCCAGCAGAUGGACAUGCCGGAGUUGCAAGGGGAGGACAUCGCAGACCAGCUGUCCCCUCGCGAGCAUGGCUCCCAGACAGACGCCAACCUUCUGGAGGACAUGAAUGAGAUCCUGAUGCUGGACUUGGGCGGGCUGGGCGGCUUCCGCUCGCCGCUGGGGUCUCCGCCGCGCGCCGGCAGCUCGCACUUUUCCUUCGACGACCCCCACCACCCCCCGCGGCCCCCUGACCUUGAACCCCUCCCGCCCUCCUGGCGCAUCGCCGAGGCGCGUCCCACCAAAGCUCCCUUUGUUCUGUUCAUGCAAAUCGCGCGGGUGGUGGGGGCGGCGACAGUGGCGGAGGGAACGGCGGAGUACACGCGGUACAGCGUGGAGGUGACGCCGUCGGAUGAGGGCGAGGCGUGGACGGUGCACCACCGCUUCAAGGACUUCAUUGCGCUGCGGUCCGCGCUGACAGCGCUCGUGGGCCCCAACAGCCUGCCCCAGUGCUGGGCCGACGUCAGCAAAGCCCGCUCCGUCACCGGCCGCCACCGGUUAGCGCCAGAGGUGGUGGCGGCGCGGCAGGCAAUGCUGGACAGGUGCCUGGUGUCGGUUGUGGCGGCUGGGCCGCCGCUGAGCGAGGCGCCGCCGCUGCUGGCGUUCCUGGCCCCGGCAGACCCCCACUGGGACCCCCCCUCGCAGCCGCCGGGGACGCUUGCGCGCGCCUUGCCGGGGCGCGGCCAGGACGCCGGUGCAGCUGCCGCGCAGCUGGCAAGGGCCGGCAGCGAGCACGCAUCCUCUGCUUCCUCUUCGGCGGAGGCCGGCAAUAGGUAUGGCAGCCUGGUGCGGCUGCUGACGGAGGAGCCGCAGAAGCUGGCGGAAGCCGACCUCAUCCGCAUGCAGCGCGGCCAGUGCGCCGCCUGCCGCGCGCCGCUGCCGCCGCCCGUGAAGCAGUCCAGCUUCCUUGGGGGCCGCUCCGCCGCAACGGGGCCGCGGCGGUGCGAGUACAAUGCGCGGCUGUACUGCCACGAGUGCCACAGGGGGGACCUCGCGGAGCUGCCAGCGCUGGUGCUCCACCACUGGGACUUCCACCCGCGCCCGGUCUCGACCAUGGCCGCCGACUACCUCGCCUCCAUCGCCGACCGGCCCCUGCUCUGCAUCGGCGCUGUCAACCCCGGGCUGUAUGCCCGUGUGCCGAUGCUGGCGCGCGCACAAGACCUACGCACGAGGGCCUGCAAGGCGCUGGCCGCUGCACGCGCGUCGGGGCCCGAGGGUGCAGACAAGGCGAAGCGGCUGUUGGCGGGGGCGGGGCCGCGGCGGUACCUGCUCGAGUCGCCGGACUUCUGGGCCAUGCGCGAGCUGGUGGAGCUGAGCAAGGGCGCCUUCUCGCGCCUGCCAGCCUGGCUCGAGGCCGCCGCCGCGCGCGCCGCCAGCCUCGCCACCUCCGCCCUGCUCAUCGCAGCCGCCGAGCAGCAGCAGCGCCCCGGCCGGCACUGA